This is a messenger RNA of Arabidopsis lyrata subsp. lyrata, 1701 nucleotides long. RefSeq names its product cysteine-rich repeat secretory protein 39. Gene Ontology annotation, cellular component: plasmodesma. Bases 433 to 1386 code for a protein of 317 amino acids. The transcript is spliced from 4 exons. The record is from RefSeq and is a predicted model, not a curated record. Gene Ontology annotation, biological process: plasmodesmata-mediated intercellular transport; transport of virus in multicellular host. Lineage: Eukaryota; Viridiplantae; Streptophyta; Magnoliopsida; Brassicales; Brassicaceae.
AAAAAUUAGACCCUUACUCUAGUGAACACACCCUGGAGAUCUCCACUAGUAACGAUUGUCAUUUAAAACAUUUUUUUAUUUGGAUCAGCCAAUUCCACAAAUUGUGAAUAGUAUUAUCGUUUCACAAUGCAUAAAUGAUAAAUCAUUAUAAAAUAGUUAAAAACCCGAUACAAAUUGUUUUCAUUUUACUAACGCCUAGCUAGGAUCUUAUUCACUCAUACCAACGAAAAGAAAAGAUCAAGAAAUCCUUGGUGUGCUGUUAGCACGUGCCCUUGACCUUCUAAGUCGCAACCAAGAUUUUAACAUGUAGACAAGUAGUAGACAUACGUAGACAAAAUCUAAUCUACCACAACUUCCAUCUCCAUUCACCAAUAUAUAUUCAAUGAAUUAAUAAUAUACUGUAUCUCUCUUCCCUGUAGAUUUGUCUCAAACAUGGUUGUCCACUUGAUCUCUCUCCUCACACAAACCCUAGCCCUAAUCAUUCUAUCUCUUCCCUCUAUCAUCAACACUUCCCAAUUGGAUUACGAUACUCUAGUUUUCAAACAAUGCGAUUCAUUGGCCCCAAACAUCUUCCAAAAAACAAGACCAAAUUACUCGAAUAAUAUUCUCUUUCUUCGUGCACAAGCCCUUUCUUCUCUCUUACGCAAACUCGAAUCCGAAUCCUCUUGGUCUAAGUUCUUUAAGACUCUAGUUGGUAACGAAGAACACGCCGUCUCAGGAUGGUUCCAAUGCAGAGAAGAUUAUCCGAAUGGGAUAUGCCAUAAAUGUGUUGGUGCUCUUCGUGAGAUUUCGUCUAGAUUGUGUGGAAAUGCCACGUCAGCUCGUAUUCAUCUUCGAGGAUGUCACUUGAUAUACAAAUUCGAACGUAUUGACACCCCUGGCGCUCAGGAAAUUAAUAAUCAUCACAACUACAAGUUAUUUGAGAGCCCGGAACACGGUCUCAUCCACAAGAUAUGCGAGGGAGCUACCGCAGAGACUUUAGCCGGAUUCGAAGAGAUGAGGGCGGAGGCACUCAUUGCAGCCGAAACAGGAGUCGUUGACGGGCACGGAUUCUAUGAGGAUAGCUACAAGCUCCUCCACGUUGUGGCUCAAUGCGACGGCCACGUUGAAGCUUGCGAUUGCGGAGAGUGCAUAAGUUCCGCGGCGGCGGCUGCAGCAGAAGAGUGCCGGUGGUCUGUAGCCGGUCAAAUAUACUUAGAAGGGUGCCACGUCAGUUAUACAUAUCACCCGCAUGAACUUCCCAAUGAUUCGUACCACGAAGAAGGUUCAAAAGUUAACACGGGGAAGUCGUUGGCGAUAGUUGUAGGAGGAGUAGCGGCAUUGGUCUUUGUUGCUAUCUUUUUUAUGUUCCUAAAAAGCUUGCGUAAAAAAGGAGAUGAUUGUUGAAGAGAUGGUCUACGUACAUGAUCAGAGAGAUGUUGGGAAAAUACUUUUGUUCCUUGUAAUCGUUCUACCAACCAAGGAAAAUCUCCUUCUAAUGAUUUUCUUUACAAUGAUAGAUAUAUCAAAUUUUCGAUUGGGAAACUAAAAGUGGUAGGAUACGUUAAUCAUGUAAAUAAUUGUAUUGAAUUAAAUAUUUCUCCUAAAAGUUAUACUAAGUCAUAAUGUUAGCUGAACCAAUUAAAAAAUAGUCUUUUGAGUCUAAUAGUAAAACUACGACGUUUUGGAUAAAAAGAAUGGGAUUACAUUUAUGUUUUGUAA